Molecule: messenger RNA, 675 nt
Organism: Fusarium graminearum PH-1
Lineage: Eukaryota; Fungi; Ascomycota; Sordariomycetes; Hypocreales; Nectriaceae
Exons: 2
Coding region: 1-675 (224 amino acids)
Source: RefSeq, a predicted model, not a curated record
AUGGCAACUGAAGACCCCGGAGACGUCAUCUAUCUGUCUAGCGGCGACGAAGCCGAGGCCGAAGCUCAGGCCGCAGCUACAAAGAAGAGGUCCCUCGAAGAUGCAUCCGGCGCAAAGGAAGCCUCUUCAGCGCCCGAAGCUAAGCGCUUGAGGAAGAAUGGACCUGUUACGCGCUCCUCCGCGAGCAAAAACUUGUCAGAUGAAGAUCAGAAAUCUUCAAAUGGCUCGUUAAAUACUGGCGACACUUCCACUGGGGACUCCGUACCUGGAGGUUCAGAUAACAUUCCCGACUUCAAGCAUUUGGAAUGGAGCUUCAAGUUACCCGACACUUCCGACAACAAGAGCGGCUCCUGGCUCAAAAGAUUCCAGGUCUGGGUCAAAGCAUUUGUGAAGACGAAUUCAGCCAUAAGUCAAGGUAUCGAUGUGCACGUAGCUGAGGCUGCUUACGCUUGGUACAUUGAUCACCUCAAAGGAAUAAAACCGAAGAAGAAAAAGAGUGCUAAGCAAAUCGCGAAAGAGUUUGAAAGCACUGGCGAACUUGAUGCUCUUCUCAAAAAUAUCCUACCCAAGGGGCCUGGACCCAAUCAGCCGACCUUGGACACUUGCGUCAAGAAACAACCCAGCAAGGAACCCGUUCAUGAAGGCAAACGCUCUCGCGGUUCUAGUCACAACUGA